This is a messenger RNA of Oppia nitens, 1419 nucleotides long. It is a transcript of the gene eIF3e, whose product is annotated as eukaryotic translation initiation factor 3 subunit E-like. Gene Ontology annotation, molecular function: translation initiation factor activity. Gene Ontology annotation, biological process: translational initiation. Lineage: Eukaryota; Metazoa; Arthropoda; Arachnida; Sarcoptiformes; Oppiidae. The coding region runs from base 94 to 1419 and encodes 441 amino acids. The transcript is spliced from 4 exons. The record is from RefSeq and is a predicted model, not a curated record. Gene Ontology annotation, cellular component: nucleus; cytoplasm; eukaryotic translation initiation factor 3 complex.
UUUGUAAAAAUAAAGCGAUAUUUUGUGACUUUUUAUGAUUGAUUAGUUAGAGUUUGCCAUAAAUGACAACACGUGUUGUAUUUGAUUAAAUUGAUGUUAAAGAUGGCUGAAUGGGAUCUAACCGCACGUCUCGGCAAAUAUCUGGACAAACAUAUGGUUUUCCCUUUACUCGAGUUCUUAUCAGUUAAAGAGAUCUAUAAUGAGAAAGAGAUACUCGAAGGGAAGAUGGAGUUGUUGUCCAACACCAAUAUGAUUGACUUCGUCAUUGACAUUCACGCCCGACUCAACCUCAAUGAAAAGGGAGAACCGCCCGAAACACCCGAUGCGCUAAAGGAUAGACGUCAAGAGGUUGUAUCUCAACUCAGACAACUUCAGAGUCAAACGGAACCUGUUUUGGCAAUUUUGGCCGAACCUGAAGUCUCAGCUGAGAUACAGAAGGCUAGAGACAGUCGACAAUUGUUGGACUAUUUGCAGACCAAUUAUGACUUUAAGCCGGAAAUGUCAACUUAUUUAUAUAAUUUUGCGAAAUUUCAAUACGAAUGCGGUAACUAUUCGGGUGCCUCUCAGUAUCUGUCAUCACAUAGAGUACUGAUUACACCAAAUGACAAGAAUUAUCUCAACAAUUUGUGGGGCAAAUUGGCCGCAGAGAUACUUAUGCAACAAUGGGAGUCAGCAUUGGAGGACCUAAACCGGCUUAAGGAGCACAUCGAUACCACUAAUUUCACGUCUUCAUUACAGGCUCUUCAACAGAGGACAUGGCUUAUCCACUGGAGUUUGUUUGUCUUCUUUAAUCAUCCUCAGGGACGGGAAUUGCUUAUUGAAAUGUUUUUUGAAAAGAAGGGACAAUAUAUGAAACAACAGCCCUAUUUGAAUGCUAUUCAAACUAUGUGUCCACACAUUUUGCGUUAUCUAACAACUGCUGUCAUUACUCACAGACAACGCAGACAAUACAUGAAAGACUUGGUUCGUGUUAUACAACAAGAGUCUUACACUUAUAGGGAUCCGAUUACUGAAUUCGUUGAGUGUCUGUACGUUAACUUUGACUUCGAUGGCGCUCAGAAAAAGUUAAGAGAAUGUGAGACAGUAUUAGAAAAUGACUUCUUUUUGGUCGCCUGUUUGGAUGAUUUCAUUGAAAACGCAAGACUUUUCAUAUUUGAAACUUUCUGUCAAAUACACGAAUGUAUAUCCAUUAGUAUGUUAGCCGACAAACUGAAUAUGACUGCCGAAGAGGCUGAGCGUUGGAUUGUUAACCUUAUCCGUAACGCACAGCUGGACGCAAAAAUUGACUCUAAGUUAGGACAUGUAGUGAUGGGCACACAGGCUGUCUCACAGUACCAACAGUUAAUUGAAAAGACAAAGGCUAUGGCCAUUAGGACACAGGUGUUAGCUAUGAAUAUUGAAAAGAAAACCGUUAGUUAA